AUGGAGAUGAGCUCUGCCUGGGCCAUGUUCCUGCUUCUCGCAGGUUCCCAGGUCCGAGUGACUCACAGCUGGAAUUUUAGAGAUGAGGGAAAAGGCAUCGAAAGUUAUUUCCUUGCCACCGUGGAGUAUGCCUUACACAUAUUCAACGUGAAGAGCAAGGACACGAAUGCCUACAGGCUGGUGAGCAUCCUGGACUCCCAGAGGGAGGAGGUGGAGACCCUGAUUGCUUUCUCCAUGGAGCUGAAGCUUCGCAGAACCAGGUGUGGGAAAUUUGAUGAAGACAUUGACAACUGCCCCUUUGAAGAAAACCCAGAGCUGAACAACACCUUCAUCUGCUUCUUCACCAUCAGCAUCGAUCCCUGGAGAACAGUGUUUCAACUCCUAAACAAGACCUGCCUGGCGGGGACCUACUGAGUGAUAUCAGGCCCCAGCCCAGGCUCUCUAGCCCCCUCUCUGUCGGUGGCCCUUCCGUGGCGGAGCAGCUCUGAGCUCACUCUGUUCUCUGCCUUGCAAAUAUCUGGAGCCUCACACACGGGCAUUGUGGAAAUUCCUCGGUGCCCAUUUUCUUUCAUGUAGAAUAGUCCAUUAAAC
Molecule: messenger RNA, 591 nt
Organism: Myotis myotis
Lineage: Eukaryota; Metazoa; Chordata; Mammalia; Chiroptera; Vespertilionidae
Product: cystatin-9-like
Exons: 3
Coding region: 1-414 (137 amino acids)
Biological process (GO): antimicrobial humoral response
Molecular function (GO): cysteine-type endopeptidase inhibitor activity
Source: RefSeq, a predicted model, not a curated record